AUGGAGUGGAUAAGCUCCCUGAAGCGCACGCGUACAGGGUCAAUCUACUCUGAAACAACAUCAUCCCUGACCAAACUCGACACCUACACACUCAAACGUCGAAAAAUGAGUCCGGGCCAGGCACAACGGCUGUCUAGCCCCUGUCACUUGGAAGCUCUACCGACUGAGUUACUACAACAGAUUUUUCUUGUCUCCAUGAACGGGAAUCUGAUUACGGCAUCCCCGCUGAUCGCGAUCAAGCUGUCAGGACAAACAUCGGUGUACCGCGCUGCGUUCCUCCUUGCUUUCUUCAGCCACGAUGUUGACAAAUUGUUCAACAUUCAUAAAUUACACUACAUGAUUCCUAUGCUCGAUCUUCCGCCAUCCAGCUGGGAUGUCCGAAGUAUGACACGUGCGGUGCUGAAUAGCCGGUGGUGCACAUGGAGCCAAGUCAAAUCGUGGCUGGUACACAACCUGAAGUACGCUGCCACGCGGCUGCUGGAAUCUGCGGAGCCGGACAACUCUCGUCCCCAGAUCGAAAAGUUCAUACAAGGGCGGGUUGACGUCGACACACUGUUCGGCCGGUGCUGGUGGGCUAAAGAUGAGCAGAGCCGGUCGUGGCAGCUCGAACCAGACAUUUUUGAUAUCCGUUUGACUAGGGAUGCCGAUAUUUACGACGAUCCCCUGGACCAGGAGGCUGACGACGACGAAGAUUACAUGCAAGACUCUUUCACGGCUGAAUGGAACACCGAGCUCAUCCUCCAGUGUCAAAUGAGGAUAUUCGGCGUAGUGACCAUUGGUGAGGAGAAAAGGCAAAGCCAUGUACCAGACUUCCACGACGACGACCCUUUUCGCCGCGUCGUGGAAGAGUAUAGCGGACUAAACAUUGAGAAAAUGAAGCCACAGCCACUUACGCUGGACUUUUGGCAACUCCUAGAUGAGCGGGCAGUGAGAGCGACCCGCAAUUCUCACUGGCUACGAGAAACACUUGCCAUCGAUUACUUCUUCUCCCCCGAAGAUCAACCUUACCAUGUGUCGCCUCGGUUAUACAGAGCUGCAGCCGCAGCGGACUUGCAGCUAGAGCAUCCAAUGAGCUGUAAAAGAGGCUCCUACGUGCCAGUGCUCUACGUCCUGUUUUCGAUCGACCCUCUAUCUUUACCUAAGACAGAUCCAAUUUUGCUAGCCUGGGCAGCUAAAGCACGCAGCAGGGUCCUCGACUUUCAUGAGCGCCUGGUGGUUAUACGAGACUUGAUAGAGGAUCUUAGGGAAGAGCAGCAUGGAACAUUGAGGGAUAGACACCGCAACAGGUAUCGAGCUAUAAAGCUGGAAUACAAGUACAACUACGAAAUGGAUUUGAAAAUUUUACGCUACAUCAAAACAGGCUCCCUAAUGAUGAAGGUCGAUACCUUUGCACCGGAUUUUGCUGAACCACUUGGCUGGCUUGGUGAAAGGCUGAAUCCCUCGCCUGAAGCGUUGGCGAAAGCCGAAAAUGCCGAUUUCCCAAACGCGGAGCGAUGGGAUGUGGACAUUUUUAACGAGGCCCUGGACGACCGCCUCCGUUUCUUCUAUUCUGUGGACCAGGAACAACGUUUGGAAGGCGACCUCAGUUUCCUCGGCCAAGAUGUAAUGCAACCUGAAGCUGAUGACCUACUCGAUGAAGCUGAAAGAGAUGAGGCCCGCAACGCUCUGACGGCCUACGAUGGAUAUUACAGAAGCUGGCAUCAUGAUGACUACCAUCGACUCCUUGUUGAAUACUGUGACGAGAGAGACUACGAUGGAAAUCACCGGGACUUUGAUGAAGAAGAAGAGGAAGACGGCAUCGAUGAUGACGAACCCCAGGAGCCAGCAAAUAUUCAUUUCGUCAAAGAGCCAAGAGAAGACUGGUUUCGUGCGAGCGACGAAGACAUGGCAAUUAACUGGAUUGUUGCAUAUUCGUAG
Molecule: messenger RNA, 1917 nt
Organism: Rhinocladiella mackenziei CBS 650.93
Lineage: Eukaryota; Fungi; Ascomycota; Eurotiomycetes; Chaetothyriales; Herpotrichiellaceae
Exons: 1
Coding region: 1-1917 (638 amino acids)
Source: RefSeq, a predicted model, not a curated record